This is a messenger RNA of Closterium sp. NIES-67, 2434 nucleotides long. The record is from the annotation of a GenBank genome assembly. NCBI's taxonomy places the organism in Eukaryota, Viridiplantae, Streptophyta, Zygnematophyceae, Desmidiales, Closteriaceae.
ACCUAGACAUUUUGCAGGCCAUGGAUGUCAGGCAUACCUGAACCUAGAAGUCACCGUUUUCCGUGCAAUUCUUCUUCCCCAGGGAGCUUCUCGGAACUCCGAGUCCUAAAAUAUUCGCUUCUAGGUCGAGGUUCGCAUUAGUGUUUUUCUUUUUCUUUUUGACACCGAAAGUCAUCCCUCGACCUGGUUGGUUCCCAACGAGUUUCCAGGAUGUCUGCGACUCGGUUCUAUGCCGGAUCAGUUCUAGCUCGCUCCCCGUUACAUCAGUCAAGAGAUUCCGAGCUUAGGCAAACCAGUAAAGGCGGCAGCUGCCGGAUUCAUGGAGCCUCUCUGAAGAGCGCAGCGAGACGAACGCAGCGAUUAUGCCGACCAGUUUGUGCGAUUCCUCCUUUGGCCGAAGCGCCAGCAGCCAAUCCCGAAGCAGCGUUCGCUGAUGUUGAGGAUUUCACUAAGGCAGGCGGUUCUGACCUGCAUUACGUCCAGAAGCAGGCUACCAAGGCGAUGGAGGAUCAGACGAGGAUCUCCAGCAAGCUCCCCCCUCUAGACACCAAAGACUCGUCCGUAUUGGAUGUGCUGGUGGUCGGCUGUGGGCCUGCGGGGCUCUCUAUCGCUGCGGAGUGCGCCAAGCGGGGACUCACAGUGGGCCUCGUUGGCAGAGACGCACCGUUCGUCAAUAACUACGGCGUCUGGCUCGACGAGUUCAAAGCCAUUGGGUUGGACCACUGCAUUGAUCAAGUGUGGACCGACACCAUCCUGUAUACCGACUCCGAUGCACCCAUCACCACGGGGAGGGCCUAUGGCAGAGUAGAGCGCUCACGGCUCCACAACGAGCUUGUCCUGAGAUGCGAGCAGGCGGGGGUGCGGUAUGUGGAGCAGGAGGUAGAGAGCAUCGACGACGAGUCGAAGAGGAGCACAGUGGUGUGCGCUGAUGGCUCGCACAUCAGCAGCAGGCUUGUGGUGGUGGCGGCUGGAGCAGCAUCGGGCAAGUUUCUAGAGUACGACAACGACACGAGAGGCGUGGGCGUGCAAACAGCAUACGGGAUUGAAGUGGAGCUGGACUCGGCCUACCCGUACAACCCAGCCAGCAUGCUCUUCAUGGACUACCGGGACUUGAAACGGACCAAGAAGGAGGAGGCAGCUGAGGGGGAGCUCUCCCAGCGGCCCAGCUUCCUCUACGCCAUGCCUACCACCCCCACACGGGUGUUCUUCCAGGAGACCUGCCUGGCGUCGCGCCCAGCCAUGCCGUUUUCCAUGCUCCAGAAGCGCCUGGACGCCCGGCUAGCGCAGCUGGGAGUGAAAUACAGCGUGGUGCACGAGGAGGAAUGGUCCUACAUCCCUGUGGGAGGAUCCCUCCCUCUCACCACUCAACAGCACCUCGGCUUCGGUGCUGCUGCUUCCAUGAUUCAUCCGGCUACAGGCUACUCCAUCACCCGCUCCCUCACUGAAGCCCCUCACUAUGCCACUGCCCUUGCCGCUGCUCUGCGCUCUCCCAGCCGAACGUCACCAGAAGCUGCUGCUCUAGCGUGGGACCACCUGUGGUCGCAGGAGCGCAAGCGGCAGCAGUCCUUCAUGAUCUUUGGCCUCGAGCUCAUCCUGCAGCUGGACACGCCAGCCACCAGGGAUUUCUUCAACGCGUUCUUCAAGCUCCCUCCCAGGCUAUGGCGUGGCUUCCUGGCGUCCAACCUCUCCUCCCUCGAUCUCCUCCUCUUUGCCUUCUCCACCUUCCUGGUAGCUUCCAACCCUCUGCGCUUCCGCCUCAUCCGCCACCUCAUCGUCGAUCCCAGUGGGGCCAAUCUCAUUCGCACCUAUGCUGGAAUCAAGAACCCACCUGCUGGUGAUCAAGAGAAAAGCACUUGAUUCCUAAGGUGUAUGAGGUAGUGGGGCACACCUCAUCUUACACGUACGCUGGAAUCAAGAACGGAGCAUUUGAUUUCAGAAGUGCCAGUGGCAGUGGUCCAACCUCAUUUGCACAUACGCUGGUGAUGAUCAAGAGGAUACGGUAGCACUUGAAUCCAGCUAGUGCCUGUCGGAGACACCUGAUGGAGCAACCAAACACUGUUCAGUGCAAAUAUCGGUACAUUGGAAAUACCGUAGGAGCCCACCCAAUGGUAUCCCAUAAUCCUACCGUGGCGAUUGUCAGGAAUCUGGAUUUGGGACCGGCUGAGUAGUCUUGUUUGAUUGUGGGCAACAAAACUCUUCAGGGAAGUUUGUUUCGUUAGAAUAUAGUAUGGUUUGUGGUGAUGGAUGGGCCGUUGUUGUACCAACACUUGACAAAGUAUGGGUGGGAGAUUACUGAUGUGGGGGAUUGUAUCAGAAAAUUGAAUGAUUUGGCAUGGUACAAUAGUCGCUUACUAGCUUAUAAGAAUCUAAACAUGCACACAUCAUGAUCCUAGUUGUGCGCUCCCGUUCAAGUGACCGGCUGUCAAUUGGAGAU